CAACAGAGGUCAAUUCCAGUCAAAGAACAAACCCCAUAUGUCCCCCCCCACCGUCUCUCUAAACCCCUCCUCUCUCUCUCUCUCUCUCUCUCUCUCUAAAAUAUACAUUCAUUCAGCCUUUUCCCACAGCAAGCCAUAACUGACUUCCAUGCACGAACAUCGUUUCUCCCCUUGAAGAAACCGUCCCAAACGCCCUAUCUCCUCCCCACCCCUCUCUCUCUGCUUUCUCUCUCUCUCUAAAAACUCUCCUUUCUUUCUCUGGAACUCCUCUCCCUGCUACAGCAGCCACCCUUCUUCCCAUGGCUGACGAGACCCCCACCUCUCCGCCUCCACCUCCGCCCCACAAUGACCAAACUGCCCCUAUCACCGCGUCAGCUUCGCCGCCGUCGCCGUCUCGGGCCGCGGCGGAGCCCCGAGCAGCUUCUCUGUCCGCCCUCUCUGCCCUCGGCUCGGAAACCCUACCCUCGAUUGGGACUGAUCGCGACUUUGAAUGCCCUUCCUUCUCUGAGCUUCUGGAAGGCGUGAUGGCCGUCAAUCCGGCGGACUUUCGGAUGGGUUCGGAAGAUCGGACGCCCGGAAAUGCUGGGAUUGAGGGGAAAUUUGGGAUGACACAUCAAGAAGUUUUGGCAGGUGUGACAGCUAAAGCUGCUCAAAAUCAAUCACAGCUGGAACUUCAAACUCCCUGCAAGUUAUCGCCUGCUACUCAAUCUGAAUUAUCAGUUCCAAAUUCAACACCUGCAAGACAAGAACCGUUUUCUGCCCCUCAAGAAGGCCCUCAUAUGCAAGAAAUGGACCAGCGGAAAUCCUCCAACCAUAAAACCAAACAUUCCCAUGUCAUUUUGAAGACACCUGGCUCUGAUGGGUUUAAUUGGAGGAAGUAUGGUCAAAAACAGGUGAAGAGUUCUGAAACUUCUAGAAGCUAUUACAGGUGCACACAUUCUAAUUGUCAUGCAAAGAAGAAAGUUCAGUCCUGUGAUCACACUGGUCGCGUGAUUGAGAUCAUUUAUAAGGGUGGGCACAACCACGAUCCACCUCAAAAAAUUAGAUGCUCUAGACCAAGAAAGGUAUCUUCUGCUGGGCCUGGUGUAGGGAGUGAUACUGUAGAUUGUCCACUUGAAAAGCUAGAUAGUGCAGAAUUGUCUAUGUUUCAAACUAGGAGAGAAACUGGACAGACAUCAUUGCCUACGCCUGCAUUGGAAGGACCAGAGUCACAAGAUUCUGGCAAUUCUGAUGGUCUUGUGGGCAUUAAAGUAGAGGAAUGUGAUGAUGCACCAGAGACAAAGCAAAGGAUUGAAUCCGAGCAAUCAAUGCUGCUAGCACCUGAACAGAGAGGAAGAAGGUUAAGUAGCUCCAAUGAAAUUACUGGUUUUGAGACUGAUGAAGAGUAUGGUGAUGAUCCAGCACCUAAACGAAGGAUGAAAGACAAAGGUGUGGGAUAUUCAGUUCCCCUCUUUAGAACUGUUAAGGAGCCUAAAGUUGUUGUGCAUGCUGCUGGUGAUGUGGGAGUCUCCAGUGAUGGCUACAGAUGGCGCAAAUAUGGGCAAAAAAAAGUGAAAGGGAAUCCUUAUCCCAGGAGCUACUACAGGUGCACAUCUGCGGGAUGCCCUGUCCGUAAACAUGUUGAGAGAGCUGCAGAGGAUACGGCAGCCAUCAUAAUAACAUAUGAAGGGAAACAUGAUCAUGACAUGCCAGUGCCCAAGAAGCGGCAUGGCCCGCCAAAUUCUGCUCUUAUCGCUGCUGCUGCAGCCAUGAACAAUGCCCAGUGCAAGAAAACUGAGACUAACAGAACAUCUUCAACUCAUUCAUCCGUGGAUGUAGAAGGUGAUUUGACAGGUGAGAAGGCCUUGGAACUUGGAGGAGAGCAGGCAUUGGAGUCGGCUAGAACUCUUCUGAGCAUUGGAAUUGAACUCAAGCCCUGUUGAUUACUGUUAAAAGUCUCCUAGGGUCUCGUUUCAAUGGAAGUCAUGAAAAUUUUGUUUUUUCCCAUCCUUUUUGCAUACACCCCGUCUUCUGUAUAGAUUUUGUAUAUUCCCAUAUUCUACAUUAUUGUACCUCUUGGUUUAGCGUGGCUGCAUUGCGAUAUAAGCCUUCCCAUAUUUUAUUUGUGGAGAAGUAUUGAAAUGGAAUUUGAGUUAGUUUAGUUGUGCAAA
Messenger RNA from Malania oleifera, 2150 nucleotides. RefSeq names its product probable WRKY transcription factor 4. Gene Ontology annotation, molecular function: DNA-binding transcription factor activity; sequence-specific DNA binding. The transcript is spliced from 5 exons. NCBI's taxonomy places the organism in Eukaryota, Viridiplantae, Streptophyta, Magnoliopsida, Santalales, Ximeniaceae. The record is from RefSeq and is a predicted model, not a curated record. Bases 300 to 1922 code for a protein of 540 amino acids. Gene Ontology annotation, biological process: regulation of DNA-templated transcription.